This is a messenger RNA of Acinonyx jubatus (cheetah), 1936 nucleotides long. It is a transcript of the gene SCPEP1, whose product is annotated as serine carboxypeptidase 1. Gene Ontology annotation, molecular function: serine-type carboxypeptidase activity. Lineage: Eukaryota; Metazoa; Chordata; Mammalia; Carnivora; Felidae. The coding region runs from base 69 to 1418 and encodes 449 amino acids. Gene Ontology annotation, biological process: proteolysis. The record is from RefSeq and is a predicted model, not a curated record. The transcript is spliced from 13 exons.
ACCCACUGCCGUCACGUGGUGGGGCGCAGGGUUCAGCCUCAGGCUGGUGUCGCCGCGCCGUAUUCGCCAUGGAGCUGGUGCCGAGGACCUCUCCCGUGGUGCUGCUGCUGCUCUUGCUGCUGGGCCUGAGUACCGGAGCAGUCAUUGACUGGCCCGCAGAGGAAGGAAAGGAAGUGUGGGAUUAUGUGACUGUCCGCAAGGAUGCCCACAUGUUCUGGUGGCUCUAUUACGCAACUAACCCCUGCAAGAACUUCUCAGAACUCCCUCUGGUCAUGUGGCUUCAGGGUGGUCCGGGCGGUUCCAGCACUGGAUUUGGAAACUUUGAGGAAAUUGGGCCCCUUGACAGUGAUCUCAAACCACGAAGAACUACCUGGCUCCAGUCGGCCAGUCUCCUAUUUGUGGAUAACCCUGUGGGCACUGGGUUCAGUUAUGUGAACAAGAGUGAUGCGUAUGCCAAAGACCUCGCCAUGGUGGUGUCAGACAUGAUGAUUCUCCUAAAGACCUUCUUCGAUUGCCACAAAGAAUUCCAGACGAUUCCAUUCUACAUUUUCUCGGAGUCCUAUGGAGGCAAAAUGGCCGCUGGCAUUGGUCUAGAACUUUAUAAGGCUGUUCAGCAAGGGACCAUCCAGUGCAACUUUGCUGGCGUUGCUUUGGGUGACUCAUGGAUCUCCCCUAUAAAUUCGGUGCUCUCCUGGGGACCUUACCUGUACAGCGUGUCUCUUCUUGAUGACCAAGGUCUGGCAGAGGUGUCUCAGGUUGCAGAGCAAGUCCUGGAUGCCGUGAAUAAGGAGCACUAUGUAGAGGCCACCCAGCUGUGGGGGAAAGCGGAAAUGCUCAUUGAACAGAACACGGAUGGGGUGAACUUCUAUAACAUCUUAACUAAAAGCGCUCCCAUGGCUGCGAUGGAGUCGAGCCUGGAGUUCACCCAGAGCCACCUAGUUCAUCUUUACCAACGCCACGUGAGACACCUACAACAGGAUACCUUAAGUCAGCUCAUGAACGGUCCCAUCAGGAAGAAGCUCAAAAUUAUUCCUGAGGAUUGCUCCUGGGGAGGCCAGUCUGCCAGUGUCUUCCAGAACAUGGAGGGGGACUUCAUGAAGCCGGUCAUCAGCAUUGUGGAUGAGUUGCUGGAAGCCGGGGUCAAUGUGACCGUGUAUAAUGGACAGCUCGAUCUCAUCGUGGACACCAUGGGUCAGGAGGCCUGGAUGCGGAAAUUGAAGUGGGCCGAACUGCCCAAAUUCAAUCAGCUGAAGUGGAAGGCCCUGUACAGCGACCCUCAAUCUUCUGAAACGUCUGCUUUUGUCAAGUCCUACAAGAACCUGGCUUUCUACUGGAUUCUCAGAGCUGGGCACAUGGUUCCUUCUGACCAAGGAGACAUGGCUCUGAAGAUGAUGAGGAUGGUGACUCAGCAGGAAUAGGAUGGACCGGAGGUGAGUUGCUUGGCCUUGGGGCACAGGGGCUGAAGCGAGCACCCUGCAGCUGUAGGAGGCACUGCUCUCCCUUGAACCCACUCGCCUGUGCGCGUGAAGUUUCCUGCCCGCUUCUCCAGAGAACAGAAUCGCUGCCUCCGUGGCAACUUGGAAAUCAGUUCUGCUUCUGAACAAACCUAAGUUGUUUUCUUCUCUAAUGGAUUUGUUUUCAUCAAAAUGAAAGGUUGAAAUAAGUUAACAUGUUUGUAUUACGAAAGUAAAUUAUGUGGUUUAUGGGGGAAAAAAAGAAAGACAGGUAAACAACAAAAUAAACACCCUUUUACUCCCUUCCCCGGGAUAAGUUCGGCUGUCAGUUUAGUGUCUGUCUUUGGAAGUCUUUUUUUGCUAUAUAUGCAUGUAUAUUUUUUACAAGAAUGGAAUCAUUACCGUAUGUUGUUUUACUGCCUUGUUCACAUAUCCGUUUGUCCUAAACACCUCUUCAUGUCAGUAAAGUUUCUUCUGUAACA